AUGGGCAAUGUUGCACCUGGUCAAUUAUUGGCUAUUAUGGGUCCUAGUGGGGCUGGUAAGACAACCUUGCUCAAUGCACUCACCGGUAGAAAUAUGGGUAAAAUGUCGGUCACCGGAGAUGUGCUGAUAAACGGACGGCCGGUAAACGGGGGGACACUGGCCUCCAUCUCGUCGUAUAUCCAACAAAAUGAUUUGUUUCAUCCGUUGCUUACCGUUAGAGAGCAUCUCAUGAUUAAUGCUACUUUGCGUUUUGGUGGAACUUUAACUCGAAUCACAAAAAAUAAAUUGGUUCAAGAUUUAUUGAUAAAGUUAAACUUGGUCAAAUGUUCUGAGAGCAGAAUUGGUGGACAAAUGGUUAAAGGCAUUUCUGGGGGUGAAAUGAAACGGUUGUCAUUUGCAUCAGAG
Molecule: messenger RNA, 405 nt
Organism: Medioppia subpectinata
Lineage: Eukaryota; Metazoa; Arthropoda; Arachnida; Sarcoptiformes; Oppiidae
Source: the annotation of a GenBank genome assembly